AUGCAAGCAGCCGCAUCUUGCAGUUGUAACCUCAGGGUCGAGAGCUUCACCAGCCCGGGUUUCUCGUUGGAUGUUGUGUCGUCUCUGAUCAUCGGCUCACAAGCUGCCGCGAUCAUCGACUUGCCCCUCGCGGUAUCUGACGCAGAAAACCUAGCUCAAUGGGUUAAGAAUACGACUAAUAAGCCUCUGUUGGCGGCUUUCACGACGCAUAACCAUCCUGAUCACUACCUGAGCGGAAAGGCGUUCCUCCAACACUUCCCCGAGGCUAAACACUACGCCACUCCUGAGACAGUGCAGGGAAUCCAGAAUGAGGCUCUCAACAAGACAGAAUUUUGGUCUGCGGCCUAUGGGCCCGGCGUCAUCGCUCCCGUCCCCGCGAUUCCGACUGCUUACAACUUCUCCUUCUUCACGCUCCCAGGCGACGAAAAGUGCCCGAUUGAAAUCCUCAAGAAUGUCGGCGGCGAUACGAUUGAUCUAUCUGCUUUCUGGAUCCCGUCCACUAAGACACUGAUCGCUGGUGACGUCGUCUACGGCCACCAGAUGCAUGCCUGGCUUGCCGACCUUCUCACUCCGGCCCUCACAGAGUCUUGGCUCACGACUCUCAACUUCAUCGCGGGCCUCAAGCCUAAUAUUGUUAUACCUGGACACGCGCUAUCAGUCGACAACUUCAGUGCAGUCACCGAUGUCGACCAUACGAGAAACUAUGUUUCUUUCUUCCAGAAGAAUAUCGAAGCUAAGGGUACCGACUUUUACACCCCGCAGGAGAUUUCAAGCAUGAUUGAGGAUGCUUUCCCUGAUCUGACGAAUUUGACCUCUUCAACUACUUCGGCUACCUUGCUCAAUAUUACAUCGGAGAAUUUUGGACGGGGUGGGCAGAGACAGGUGCACUACUUCGACUUGACUAUGUAUAAUGACACGGAUAUCCUGGAUGGGUGGCGCUUGUAA
This is a messenger RNA of Colletotrichum godetiae, 945 nucleotides long. Its product is annotated as metallo-beta-lactamase family protein. Lineage: Eukaryota; Fungi; Ascomycota; Sordariomycetes; Glomerellales; Glomerellaceae. The coding region runs from base 1 to 945 and encodes 314 amino acids. The record is from RefSeq and is a predicted model, not a curated record. The transcript is spliced from 2 exons.